Paramecium octaurelia is the source of this 858-nucleotide messenger RNA. Lineage: Eukaryota; Ciliophora; Oligohymenophorea; Peniculida; Parameciidae. The record is from the annotation of a GenBank genome assembly.
AAUAAUUAUGGGGCUUCUUGAUAUUAUUGAAGAGUUAAUAGAUGAUGAUUUGCUUUUUCUUCUAAAAUAUGGAUUGAUAAUUUCCAACUUUAUCACAAUUUUUGUCCUAUUGUAUUUCAAAUCAAAGAAACAAUAGAAUGAGAACGAGGUAAUAAUUAAUAUAUUAGAAAAGGAAAAUAAAUCUGUUUUAUUAGUCACAGCCCAUCCUGAUGAUGAAGCAAUGUUUUUUUUACCAACUAUUACCUAUUUGCAAGACAACAAUUAUGAAAUUCAUUUAAUGUGUUUAUCAAAUGGAAAUGCUAAUAAGAUCGGAAAAAUUAGAGAAUCAGAAUUAGAAAAGUGUUGUUAAUACUUGAAGAUAAAGAAAGUAUGUGAUAAUUUAUACUUAUUCAGUUAACCAUCAUAAAUGAUGGAGAUUUAUAAGAUUCAAUGACUGCUACGUGGCCAAUAGAAAAAAUUCAAAAAAUUGUCUAGAAGUAAUAUGAAUCAAUUAAUAGCAUUUAGAUACAUAGAUGAGAACAAUAUAAAGGGGAUUAUUACAUUUGAUAAACAUGGUAUUUCAGGCCAUUUAAAUCAUAUUGCCUGCUAUAAAGCAAUAUCUACAAUGAAAAGAUCUGAAGACUUGAAGGUGUUCGUAUUAGAGACCACGAAUAUCUUUAGAAAGUAUAGUUCAAUUUUAGAUUUCUUUGUCUCUUCCAUCCUAAAUGAUAAUCUAAUGCUGAAUCUAAAUAUCCUUAAGGCAUGGAAGUCAAUGCAAAUCCACCAUUCACAAUUUGUGUGGUAUAGAAAGUUGUUUGUUGUGUUUUCCAGAUAUGCUUAUAUAAAUACGUUGAUUAAAAUUUGAUAUUAAAUUUCGAG